Messenger RNA from Letharia columbiana, 1611 nucleotides. RefSeq lists its product as uncharacterized. The record is from RefSeq and is a predicted model, not a curated record. The transcript has 8 exons. NCBI's taxonomy places the organism in Eukaryota, Fungi, Ascomycota, Lecanoromycetes, Lecanorales, Parmeliaceae. The coding region runs from base 1 to 1611 and encodes 536 amino acids.
AUGAAAUGCCUCUUCUUGCUGCACACCUUACUUGCAGCGUCACUUGUUGGGGCACAAUCUGUCGCUGAUCUUCCAAGCUGCUCACUUCCCUGCUUCUCUACUGCUAUUGCAACAACCAAUUGUGGCGACACAGACUACGUUUGCCAGUGUACAGCCGCGCAUGCUGCUACCAUCAGGUCUUCGGUGACGGCAUGCUUAGCAAAGUCAACUUGCUCCUUAGGCGAUCUAGAGAAAAUACAAACAUGGAGCAACACCUUUUGCCCUAGUGUCCUAUCUUCUGCAUCCGCAGCCUCUGCUUCUUCAACCUCUUCUACCUCAUCAUCCACGUCUGCAAGUCCUUCAUCUACAACCAGCGACAGAUCUGGCAGCACCUCGUCCGCUGUUCCAGUCGUGAUUGCCUCUUCUACCUCUGCCUCUGCCUCUUCUACGUCAAGCGUGUCUCCAGCCGUGGAGACCUUCGGAGCCGGUACUCACGGAACAACAUGGGGCAAUUUACCUGCAAACCCUUCGAAUGCGAAUCGAGGACCUGCAUUCGAGGCUGUGUCCAUCAUUCUUCUCUCAGUAGCAGCUCUUGUCCUGGCUUUCAGAUUCUUCGCGCGUAUCUACACCAAGCGUGUAAGGCAGGUUGUCCGAGGAGUGGGUCCAGACGAGUGGUUCGCGCUCAUGACCUUGAUUAUUACCGCCGGUGUUACUGCGGAUAUCAUUGUCGGUACUGAGUACGGUAUGGGCAAACACAUGUCCCUCAACGAGACAUCGGCUCAACUUUCAGCGAUUCUGAAAUUGGUUUACGUUUUUAUACUACUAAUCACCGUCUCUUUUGGUUCCAUGAAAUUCAGCGUUCUCUUCCUCUAUCUGCGAAUGACCCCAGAAAGGUCUCACAAGAUUGCCAUCUAUAUCAUCAUGGGUUUCGUCGUCGCUCACGAAAUUUCUUCACUGGUCGGCGCGAUCUUUCAAUGCGUACCGAUCGACGCAUUCUGGGCUGCUGAAAACCCACUCCAGAAUUCAAAAUGCAUCGGCAUUCUAGUGUUCAAUGGCUUCAACAGCGCGUGGAGCUCCUUGGAAGAUCUUGUAAUCUGGAUCCUUCCCAUUCCUGUCAUCUGGAAGCUCAAAGUGCCUUUCUCACGGAAAAUGGGUCUUUGGGUACUCAUCGCCAUCAGCUUCAUCUCGGUUGUCUGUGCCAUCGUCCGCAUGGCCUCUCUAAUCAUCUGGAUGCGAUCAAUCGACAUCUCCUGGAAUUACCCUCUCGUCCCAUUCCUCUCAAACAUGGAGGUCUGUGUAGGUCUCAUGACCUCGUCGGUUCCUGCAAUCUAUCCGUUGUUUCGAAGGUCCGCAAGGAAGCAAAGUCACUCGGAUCCAGCGCCGCCACCGAUGGGGCCGCCCGAGACAUCCUGGGUCAGUCGGGAUAGUCACGACGAGACCGCCGUACCAUCUACAGCGGACCGGUCGAGCAAGAGAUGGAGCUUCCUGAGCCGGAAGACGUCGACGAAGCCCAAGCUCGAUGGGCACGGGUACCUCUCGACCAUGAGAAGCGAGUAUGGUCCGCGAACGGAGUUGAGGAGUGUGUUCGAGACGGACGAAGUCGGGGAUUUCAUACCCGGACUGGCAAAGUGA